Messenger RNA from Truncatella angustata, 786 nucleotides. RefSeq lists its product as uncharacterized. The record is from RefSeq and is a predicted model, not a curated record. NCBI's taxonomy places the organism in Eukaryota, Fungi, Ascomycota, Sordariomycetes, Amphisphaeriales, Sporocadaceae. The transcript is spliced from 2 exons. Bases 1 to 786 code for a protein of 261 amino acids.
AUGCAGGCAUGCUGCACAUGCGCCACUCUACUGAGUAAGGUGCCCCGCUACAGCGAGAACGAGAAGCCAUUACCAGACGAUAGGCCGUUGGGCUGCUGUCCAAGAGUGAUAUGUGGAAAUUGUAUAUAUAAAACCCCGCGCUUCCAGAACUACUGCCCAUACUGCCAGAUCUCGAGCGUACCCACCCGGCUUCCGCAGGGGCUCAAGGAGCCGCCUUCGUACAACGCCGUCGCCGAGAGCUCGAGGGACCCGUUCGUCCAAGCGCCGCCGCCCUAUUCCGCAGCCGCUACGAAACGACCGGACCCGCUCGACGAGAAGUCUGUUCCACUGGACGACGAGCCGGCCGAGGAUGUGCUACAUUUCCUGAACCACGACCACGACUCCAUCAGCUCUCUCUCGUUGCGAUACGGCGUCCCCGCCGGAGUCUUGCGGCGCGCCAACAACGUCACGUCGGACCACUUGCUGCUGGGGCGAAAGACAGCCAUCAUUCCUGGCGAGUACUACAAAGGUGGUGUUAGCCUGUCGCCAAGACCCGUCGAAGGUGAGGAAGAGGAGCUCCGCAAGGGCAAGAUACGUAGAUUCAUGGUCGCCUGCAAAGUGUCAGAGUACGACGUCGCCGUCUUAUACCUCGAGCAGACAGACUAUGACUUGGAGGCAGCGACAGUAGCUUAUAUCGCGGAUGAGGAGUGGGAGGCCGGCCACCCUGUCAAGGGAAAGGCCGCGGCGAAACGUGGUGGGUUCGGUCUAGGGAGGGGCAGGAGUUUUCUCAGGAGGGGAGGCACAUGA